AACGCCUAUUUUUUAAUUGUGUUUUUAAAAACCAAAUGUCGUGUAUCGUGUAUCGUAAGUAAGUUAGAAUUUAUCAAUGAAGUUAUCUAUGAUUGUAUUUCCUUUUCUUCAUUGUUGUAUUGUGUACUGAACAAAAAUAUAGUAUUUUGUCAAACUGCUAUGAUGGAAAACUUGGCAAGGAUGUAGAGAAAUCCAGGAACUUAUCAUGACACUUAUACUCACAUUUUAACGACACUACAAUUGCAAGUUAUUUAAUUUGAAUAAAUAAGUAUACAGUGUGUGUAUUUCCAUUUUCAUAGGUCAUAAGUUAAGUGAGACUGCCGGACAAUAGAAUCUACACCACUUUUCAUAUCUGAAUGAUUAAAAAUGGCCCAAAGAAGUAUCUCAUUAUCGACAUGUCAGGCGAAGUCAUUACAGAGACGUCCUUCAAAAUUGAGACUUUCAUACUGCAAACCAAAAAGCGAAGAUGAUAUUGACUCUAAUUCCAGACCACACAGGGAUAAGUCCGAUAGGCUUCACCGAACCCAGAGUUUAAAGUUCAGCAGGAGAUCAAAAGUAUUGUAUAAGGCCAAAGGCAAGUCAAUGAUAAAAAUAACACUCUCUCCAGUCACGCCUCCUGAAGACAAAUAUACAGACAUAGAACUUCACCAUGAAGGUACCAAGGGAGAGCCCUGUACACCGAAGCGGUAUGACAAGUCAUUCAAGUUUUAUGUGGACGAAUGCAAUAUACAGUAUGAUCUACCAGCAGAUAUUAUUUUCAAAUCAGAUUUAGAAGAGUUAGAAAUAGUAGCAGUUUUAAGUCUGUUGGAUAUUGACAAAACAAAGACUAUCGCGUGUAAUACGGUUGAUCUCCGAGCAUCCUCCCCAGAACUGACAUUUUCAGAUCUCAGAAUAUUUGAUAACAGUAAAGGAUUUUUGUGUGAACAAGAACAACAGUUUCAAAAGAAGAGAAAACUGAAGAUUCAUACUGCUUUACAAAAACUGCUUAUGACAUCUUUAGAGAAAGAUGAUGUUCCACAUAUAGCGCUAAUGGGAUCUGGUGGAGGAUACAGAGCUAUGGUAGCCAUGUCGGGAAUAAUUAAUGCCCUCUACACUUCAAAAGUUCUUGAAUGCAUCUUGUAUACUGCUGUGUUGUCUGGCUCUUCAUGGUUCAUUGCAAUGCUAUAUUCUCAUCCUGACUGGCCAAAAAUAGACCCAAAGGAUAUUCAAACCCGAUUGAAAAAGCUUAUAUCUAGGGACCCUAUACGCAUUUGGACACUACUGCAUAAAGGGCUCGCUUGCGUGUAUGGUUUCCUUGAAAGUAAACUGACAGGAAAAGCAUGGAAUUUUACAACGGAUAUAUUUGCACCAAUGUUGGGAAAUGUGCUUAUCCCAAACAGAUUAAAAUGUAGAUGGAGCGAACAGAGAGAUAAAUUGUCAGAGGGAACUGUUCCACUUCCAUUAUUGGCUGCAAUUCAUGCAAAAGACGAACAGAAUACAAAUGAAUUUCAUGAAUGGGUAGAAUUUUCUCCAUAUGAAGUAAGCAUUCCAAAAUAUGGAGCAGCCAUUGAUAUGAAAAAUUUUGGAAGCGAAUUCGACAAAGGAUUACUUAAACAACACAGAGAUGAAAUCCCCCUAUUCGAGAUAAUGGGUAUAUGUGGUAGUGCUUUUACACAAACUUAUGACGAGUGGGCAAGAACAGAUGCCAGUAACAGGACAUAUUCUACUACACAAAAGUCGGAUAAACAAGGGUCAGUCGAUUCGGACGAAGUAGACGGUACUCUCAGUCAACAAGAUUAUUACGAUAACGAUAUCAAAUCAUCUGAAUGUGAUGUUUUCGAAAGUGGAUGUGUAUCUGAUGAAAGAGAGAAGGAACACCGACAACCUCAAUCUAUAACACCACAACCAAGUGAAAAAGAAUUGGAAGAUUUGUUUGAACGAGUUUGCCAGAUUCGCGAAGAAGGCGGUCGUACAUUUGAAGAGAAAAAAAACAGAAAUGAGAAAGUUGAUGGUGAUACUUGUAAAGAAGACAGAACACACGCAGAUGAACUUGAUAGUAAAAGCGGCGAUAUAAAACGUUGUGGACAGGAACUGUUAAUGAAGAGUAGAAGUGUAAGAGCGGCAACGGUGAAUAACUUUUUGAGAAAAGUGUCUUUUGAUGACACAUAUAGUUGCCCCUUGUCAGGAGAGAAAAAUCCUUUAUUUGAGAACUACUUGAAGAAUGACCUUGAGAAGUUAUGUUUGAUCGAUGCUGGAUUAGCGUUUAACUCUCCGUAUCCUCUUCUCUUCCAACCCGGUCGGGACGUAGACCUCAUCCUGUCUUUUGAUUUUACAGACCGAAAAAAAGAUUCCAAUGACCCUUUCGAGACAAUACGAAAAGCGGAAGCUUGGGCAAGUACUCAUGAUAUAAAAUUUCCACAAAUCAACUUUGAAGAGUAUGAAGGCAAACCAGUACAAGAACUUUAUAUUUUUGAAGAUAAUAAAGAUCCGUACUGUCCUAUUAUCAUGCAUUUUGUAUUGGUGAACAAUAAAUUCCGCACGUUUAAAAGUCCAGAAGUCAAACGAAGGGACAAUGAAAAUGAGUUCGCUAACUUCACUGUAUAUGAUGAUCAGUCAACAUUCCACUGCACCAACUUCCAGUACAGUGAGAAGAAUUUUGACAGAUUGUCACAGCUUUCGGAAUUCAUAGUUCUUAAUAACAUUGAGAAUGUAAAGAAAUGUAUCUCAAAAAGCAUCAAUAACAAACGAGAAAGGAAACCAACUGGCCGACAAAGACAUAAGACGGCGCCUUUGUAAUAUUAGUCGUGUACUAUUGGGGAGCCGGGUAAACGCAAAAAUAUCUGCGAGCUUGGUUUUUUUUAUUUGAGGAAUUACUGUGAUCUUUAUAUUUUUCUAUUUGUAGAUUAUUCACGUCGUAGAAUUUUGA
Messenger RNA from Mytilus trossulus (common blue mussel), 2905 nucleotides. Its product is annotated as cytosolic phospholipase A2-like. Gene Ontology annotation, molecular function: calcium-dependent phospholipid binding; calcium ion binding. NCBI's taxonomy places the organism in Eukaryota, Metazoa, Mollusca, Bivalvia, Mytilida, Mytilidae. The transcript is spliced from 18 exons. The record is from RefSeq and is a predicted model, not a curated record. The coding region runs from base 367 to 2775 and encodes 802 amino acids. Gene Ontology annotation, biological process: glycerophospholipid catabolic process. Gene Ontology annotation, cellular component: cytosol.